Juglans microcarpa x Juglans regia is the source of this 1518-nucleotide messenger RNA. Its product is annotated as protein SMG9-like. The record is from RefSeq and is a predicted model, not a curated record. NCBI's taxonomy places the organism in Eukaryota, Viridiplantae, Streptophyta, Magnoliopsida, Fagales, Juglandaceae. Gene Ontology annotation, biological process: nuclear-transcribed mRNA catabolic process, nonsense-mediated decay. Bases 136 to 1386 code for a protein of 416 amino acids. The transcript has 8 exons.
GGAUCCAGUCACACUUACCAAGUUCUCAUGCCCAUCGUUGCCAAAGGCCCAAAAACAGAGCUGGUAACACUCGUGGUAAUCCAGCCUGCUGCGUACUAAGGUUUUGGGGAGGAAAGAAGAAGCAAUAGUUCGUCAAUGGCAGGGUCCACUGGCGGUACAGGUUCAUCGAAUCCCUCUCCGGCUCCACCUCCUCCUAAAAUCCUGUUAGCAAAGCCUGGUCUCGUCACUGGCGGACCAGUUGCCGGAAAGUUCGGACGUGGAGGUUCUGCCGAUGAUGAGACGGCGUCGCUUCGGUCCCGCCUUCCUCCAAUCGGCUCCCUUAACCUCCUCUCUGAUUCCUGGGACUUCCAUAUCGACCGCUUUCUCCCUUUUCUAACCGAGAAUACAGAUUUUACGGUGGUGGGGGUGAUUGGUCCAACCGGGGUGGGCAAGUCUACGAUUAUGAAUGAACUCUAUGGGUUUGAUGCAAGCUCGCCUGUGCAUUGGCUUUCAGGAAUGCUACCACCAUUCGCAAUACAGUCAGAAGAUAUUAAAGCAAUGGCAAAGCAUUGUACUAUGGGCAUUGAACCAAGAAUUUCUGCUGAACGAAUUAUCCUUCUCGAUACCCAGCCUUUAUUUAGUCCUUCUGUUUUAGCUGAGAUUAUGAGACCUGAUGGCUCAUCCACGAUAUCAGUUAUAAGUGGUGAGUCUCUGUCUGCCGAAUUGGCUCAUGAACUUAUGAGUAUUCAGCUUGGCGUUCUACUAGCAUCCAUAUGUCACGUUUUGCUUGUGGUAUCGGAGGGAGCUCAUGAUAACAUGUGGAGAUUGAUAUCAACAGUUGACUUGUUGAAACAUGGCAUACCUGACCCAUCUUCAAUAUUCCCUUCUCAUACCCAGAGCUCAAAUAUGGGGCCUGAAAAGGAAAACAAAGAUAAAGUUAGUAAAAGUGAAGAGUAUAUGGCUGUUCCAAUUUUUGUCCAUACAAAAUUUCAUGACGAAGAUUUCAGUCCACGUAAUUUUUUCCAAAUGAGGAAGUCCAUUUCACACUAUUUCAGCACGUCUUCAUUCAUAAGAGACAAAACUGGAGGCAUUACCAAAGAUCAACCACUUUCAUCUGCGGCUUCUGGUAUUCAGCAUAAUGAUCCCGAUUCCCUGUGGCCGGAUUUGUUCGUUAUUCCACGUAAGAAGAAGGAUGAUUCCCCAAGAGAUCAAUAUGAAAGUUACAUUUCCGCGCUAUGGAAAUUGAGGGACCAGGUUAUAUCCAUGAAUGGCCCUUCUUUUGCAAGGACUGUAUCUGAACGUGAUUGGUUGAAGAAUUCUGCUAAGAUUUGGGAACUUGUGAAAAACUCCCCUAUUAUUGCAGAGUACAGCAGAACACUUCAAAGUUCGGGUCUAUUUAGGAGGUAACCUGCCUAUAUAUAUAUAUAUAUAUAUAUAUAUAUAUAUAUAGUCUUUGCUAAAUCAAACAAUGGGCGGUUUUUAUCUUUUAUUUUUUGGCUCAAUGUAGCUUUUUUUAGCGAUUUUAUUAUAACAGAAAAG